Molecule: messenger RNA, 1881 nt
Organism: Helianthus annuus (common sunflower)
Lineage: Eukaryota; Viridiplantae; Streptophyta; Magnoliopsida; Asterales; Asteraceae
Product: ankyrin repeat-containing protein NPR4
Exons: 4
Coding region: 48-1814 (588 amino acids)
Molecular function (GO): protein binding
Source: RefSeq, a predicted model, not a curated record
ACCCAUUCUCUAAUAAGACCUGCUAAUCAACUUCCGGCCUCGAUACGAUGGACAUCGAUGACGCCAUCCGCAAUCUUCCGAUCUACAAAGCGGCAAUGAGCGACAACUGGGACAUGGUGGAGCACAUCUUUGAUAUUCGACCCGAUAAACUGGAUGCAAAAAUCACCUGCUGGUGGGAAACACCACUACACAUCGCCAUUGGAACCAACUCGUCCCACGUGUUUGUGAAUAAAAUCAUAGAGCGGAUCGCGGAUACAGAUGUUCGGAAACUAAGAACCACGAGUUGGUCGGGAAACACCGCCCUUCACUAUGCCGCCAAGGUCGGAAAUACCACAGAUGCUAAGCUAUUGGUGGCAAAGGAUCCAGACAUUGCCCAGAUCGUUAAUAAAGAUGGACACACUGCCCUGAAACUGGCGGCCAAGUAUGGUCGGUUGGAGACAUUAUGGUACUUGUUGGAGGUUACUAAAGAUGAACCGGGAGAGGAUGGGACUAGUCCAUACACUGGUGUUUCUGGUGCUGAUCUCAUUACACUCACCCUAACUGCCGGUUUUUGCGAUGUAGCACUUUAUCUAGUUAAAAAGUACCCGGAUUUGGUUACCCACAAAGAUAGAGAAGGCCAGACUGCCUUGCAAGUUUUGGCUACAAAACCAAACGUUUUUCCUAGCGGCAGCCAGCUGUGGUUCUACCAGCAUCUCAUCUACACCUGUAUUCCUGUGAAUCUUGAAAAAGCAUCAGGCCACCGUUGGGCAUCGUUCGUCUCAAAGUUUAUCCUGCUCAUAGCCCCGUGUGUUAAAGAUAUCUAUAAUAUGAAACUAAAGCAUGUUCAGACACUCAAACUUGUAGAACGAAUGUGUUCGGUCAUUAUAGAAAAAGGAAGCCAUGCUAUAGCGUGGGAUGUGCUAGGAACUGCAGUUUCUACAGCUGUAAAAACCGGGAUCUUUGAACUUAUAAAAGUUUGUGUCGAGACAUACCCGGACAUAGUAUGGUAUGAAGAUGAAGGGUUCUAUUUGUUCCUUUCAGCCAUAAGAUAUCGUCAAGAAAAAGUGUUCAAUCUCGUGUAUCAAAUGACAGGGCAUAAAGUAUUUGCGGCCACUGCUAAUCUUAACGGAGAUAACCCGUUGCAUUUAGCUGCGAGGUUGUCACCUCUGCCACGCCUUAAGACCGUCAGCGGGGCCGCUUUGCAAAUGCAACGCGAGCUUCAGUGGUUCAAGGAAGUGGAAAAGCAUGUGGAACCGUUAUAUAAAGACACUUUAAACAAAGAUCACAAGACACCAAGAGCGGUAUUUACAGAAGAACACAAGGGUUUACUUGAAGAAGGAGAAGCAUGGAUGAAAGACACGGCAUCAUCAUCUACGGUUGUCGGUGCACUCGUGGUCACUAUGGCUUUUGCAGCCGCUUUUACAGUGCCAGGUGGCAACAACAGUGACGGUCUACCAUUAUUCCAAAGUGAUAGAACAUUUCUCCUAUUCAUAGUAUCAGAUGCCAUUGCGUUAUUCGCUUCAACGAAUUCUGUUUUGAUGUUUUUAGCAAUACUAACAUCCCGGUAUGCAGAAGAGGAUUUUUUCUAUGCUUUACCUAAAAGAAUGAUGAUCGCGCUCGUAUCACUUUUUUUGUCACUCGCUGCCACAAUGAUUGCGUUUAGUGCAACACUUGCAAUACUACUUCAAGAUGAAAUAUCAUGGAUUGCGGCACCCGUUACAUUGUUUGCAUCAGUACCCGUGACAUUAUUUGCUAUGCUUCAGUUCCCAUUGCUUGUCGAGCUAGUUUAUUCUACAUACGGGCCAAGCAUUUUUAACAAAAGGAUGUAUGACUAAUACUCUAAUAGCAUGUUAAAUUCCUACGUUAAUGUAAAUAGAUUCAAAUUACUUUUUAUCCAAAUUA